AUGUACAUUUUAAGAUCAGGAUUUUCUCUGCAGAUAAUUGAUGCGGCCGAUAGCAGCUUCCUGUUAGCCAAUGCUCAAAUCGUCGAUUUUCCUAUCGUUUAUUGCAACGAGAGCUUUUGCAAAAUAUCUGGAUUUAAUCGUGCUGAGGUGAUGCAAAAAUCAUGUCGCUGCGGAUUCAUGUACGGUGACCUAACGGACAAGGAAACAAUAGCAAGGAUCGAGGAGUGUUUAGAGGGUCAGAUCCACGAUCAAUUUGAGAUCCUCCUCUACAAGAAGAACAAGACUCCACUAUGGCUGCUGUUACAAAUAGCACCGAUAAAGAACGAGCGAGAUUUGGUGGUGCUGUUUCUCCUGACAUUCCGGGAUAUAACGGCACUAAAGCAACCGAUCGAGACGGACGACAACAAAGGCGGGCUAUCAAAGUUUGCCAAACUCGCGAGAUCUGUCACGAGAUCGAGGUCCGUCCUGGUCUCACAAUUCAGCUCUCAUAUACCGGUUGUCAAAGAUACUUUGCCCAUGACUACAAAACAAUCUCAUCUUGGUCAUAUGAUGUCAUUAAAUUCAGAUGUGAUGCCGCAAUAUCGUCAAGAAGCGCCAAAAACUCCUCCGCACAUUUUACUUCAUUAUUGUGCAUUCAAAGCGAUUUGGGACUGGAUAAUCCUUUGUCUGACAUUCUAUACAGCAAUUAUGGUGCCGUAUAAUGUGGCCUUCAAGAACAAAACCAGUGAAGAUGUUUCGUUGCUUGUAGUUGACAGUAUAGUUGACGUUAUAUUCUUCAUUGACAUUGUGCUCAACUUCCAUACGACUUUCGUCGGCGCCGGUGGCGAAGUCGUUUCCGAUCCUAAAGUAAUAAGAAUGAAUUAUUUGAAGUCAUGGUUCAUAAUAGAUCUACUAAGUUGUCUGCCCUACGACGUCUUCAAUGCCUUCGACCACGACGAAGACGGAAUAGGAAGUCUUUUUUCAGCUCUGAAAGUGGUGCGAUUGCUGCGAUUGGGACGAGUCGUGCGUAAACUGGAUCGUUACUUAGAGUACGGAGCAGCUAUGCUGAUUUUAUUGCUGUGCUUCUACAUGUUGGUUGCACACUGGCUUGCCUGUAUCUGGUACUCGAUAGGAAGGUCAGAUGCGGAUGGAGGCGUUCAAUACUCGUGGCUGUGGAAACUCGCGAACGUGACACAAUCACCUUACAGUUAUUUAUGGACUAACGCGAGUACAGUCCCAGAAUUGGUUGCUGGACCAUCAAGACGCACUAUGUACGUCACGGCGCUUUAUUUUACCAUGACUUGUAUGACUUCUGUUGGUUUUGGUAACGUCGCAGCUGAAACGGACAACGAAAAAAUUUUCACCAUUUGCAUGAUGAUCAUUGCCGCUCUUCUAUAUGCUACCAUCUUUGGACAUGUUACGACAAUAAUCCAGCAGAUGACCUCGGCAACUGCCAAGUACCACGACAUGCUCAACAACGUUAGAGAAUUCAUGAAGCUACACGAGGUACCGAAAGCUCUUAGUGAACGAGUUAUGGACUACGUUGUAAGCACAUGGGCUAUGACUAAAGGACUGGAUACUGAUAAAGUACUUAAUUACUGUCCAAAAGACAUGAAAGCCGAUAUUUGUGUUCAUUUAAAUCGUAAAGUCUUCAAUGAACAUCCAGCUUUUAGAUUGGCCUCAGAUGGUUGUUUGCGUGCCCUAGCGAUGCAUUUUACAAUGUCGCACAGCGCUCCGGGAGAUUUACUGUAUCACACUGGCGAAUCCAUAGACUCGCUGUGCUUUAUUGUUACCGGUAGCCUCGAGGUCAUCCAGGAUGACGAGGUCGUCGCGAUACUCGGCAAGGGCGAUGUAUUCGGCGACAGUUUUUGGAAAGACUCCGCUGUUGGACAAAGUGCUGCUAAUGUACGCGCACUUACCUACUGCGAUCGAUCUUGUGAUCAUUGA
Messenger RNA from Cotesia congregata, 1926 nucleotides. Lineage: Eukaryota; Metazoa; Arthropoda; Insecta; Hymenoptera; Braconidae. The record is from the annotation of a GenBank genome assembly.